Molecule: messenger RNA, 934 nt
Organism: Wasmannia auropunctata (little fire ant)
Lineage: Eukaryota; Metazoa; Arthropoda; Insecta; Hymenoptera; Formicidae
Exons: 3
Coding region: 479-934 (151 amino acids)
Source: RefSeq, a predicted model, not a curated record
GUGUGUGUGUGUGUAAAGAAGGCGACAGAAAAGGAAAAUAUCGAGGUCAGCAGGAACUGAAGAAGAAUCGUGCAUGAGAAAUCUCAAUAAUUUCGAUUGAAAUUUCACACAUUCAGGCGAAUAACAGAUAUCGCCUAUUCCUUUGGCACAAGGCUUGGCUUUGUAGGAACGCUUUCAGUAAAGAAUCGACAAUCACGGAAAUGAUAAAAAUAUUCAAUAUCAAAAUGUACUUCAGUUAUUUAAAUACUUAAAGAAGUAAUCAAUAUCAAAGAGAGUAGUCAAUACAUAAAAUUUGACGAAUUAGGAGACUGCGUUCUGACGGUGUUCUCACGCAACGAAUCAGCUGAUUGGAAGUAAAGCGUCCGUAUAACGGAAAGAAUCGGAACAGAUCGAUCGACACAGUGGGAUUGUCCGGAUGGGAGUAUCGCCACCGAGUGUGGCAUUUUCUUGAGGCCACACCUUCUGCUAGAAACGAUAAAUGGAACGCAGGACUGAUAGAUACGGUGUCAGGGAGAUGCGCCAUUCUCGAAGUGAGGAUCUAUUGGGUGCGAUUUCCAGAUCUCCCAGUCCAUGCGUCGAUCUACCGACCACGGCGUCCGAGGACGAUUUAAUUGCGGCCAGUGCUCUCCGAGACUCAAGCAUCUACGAUGAGGUUAUCGGCAGCGUCGGCGUCGCAGGGCCGUCGCGGCGCAUUCUUUCGUCGUCAUCUAGAACAGUGGGAGUCCCUGUCGAUCCGGAGGACUCUAUUCGCGAUAUCGUCACCGAGAACGAUCUAUACAGAUACGUCCUGUUUAAGCGACAUUAUGACAAAUAUGUGGACCUUGCGGAAAAAUACAAAGAAGCGAAGAGCGUCGCUUAUUACCUGGAGGAGCGCUAUCAUGAAAUCAAGUUAUGCUCGUUUGAACUUGGUGUUAAUUUAGCGCUAGUGAGCUGA